AUGAGCUUCGCACCGGACACCUGCACCAGCCGGAGCCGGUGGGCCCUGGGCGAACUGGACCCGAACAAAGAUCUCAACAACCCCUUUAGUCUUUGCAAGCCAGCAUUGGUCAGGGACAACGGAGGUUCGAAUGCAGAUGUUACACCUAUCGACAUGGACGAUGAUGACUUCAGCCAAGAGGAUGAGGGAUCAGACGGCUUUGGUGAAACCCAGGGGAAUGACGAAGAACGCCUCAGCGCCGGUGUACCCGAAAAUUUCAGUGACGACAUGGCCGAGAUGACUGAUGUAGCCGAAAACGAGGAACACAUUGAUGCCGGGGAAGACAUGCAUGAUACUACAUUUGAUCCUGCCACAAUGGGCCUCAAAGAAAUCAACAAUUUGGCGCACUUUGGUGUCAGUAGCCACAAGCCUGGAAACGGUGUGGCUGAAUUGCUCAGCGAGGAUCUAGACAAGUACUGGCAAUCGGACGGCCAGCAGCCACACACGCUCACUAUCCAUUUUCUGCGCCGCGUCGAAAUUCGUGCAAUUCGCUUCUACGUAGAUUACAGCCAGGACGAAUCCUACACCCCAGCCCACGUUGUUUUCUUUGCUGGCACCGGACACCACGAUCUGAUACAGUUCGCAGAGCUUACCCUCUCAAACCCCAUUGGAUGGCAAGAUGUCCCUAUUGAGGGCUGUGGAGGGGGGCCAGAUGGUAACUCCCUGUGUUGCUGGAUUGUCCAAAUGCACAUAAAAGAAAACCACCAAAAUGGCAAGGACACCCACAUCCGCGGUAUCAAGAUAUAUGCUCUAGACGACAGCUCGUUGGGUGGCAGCUCACGUGCUCCUCAUAUGGCUGCUGUUGCUCAGCCGCCGAUUCAUCGACUGACCAUGGAAAACGAUGAUAGCUUCCAGGAACUGCUGCAGGUUCUGGAGCGUUAUCCAGACAUACAAUCCCGUGGCGGGGAUCCUGGUUUCACCAAUAUCCCUGAGUUCAUGCGUGAUCCUGUCAUUCGCUAA
This is a messenger RNA of Thermochaetoides thermophila DSM 1495, 999 nucleotides long. RefSeq names its product anaphase promoting complex subunit 10-like protein. Gene Ontology annotation, biological process: protein K11-linked ubiquitination; anaphase-promoting complex-dependent catabolic process. Bases 1 to 999 code for a protein of 332 amino acids. The record is from RefSeq and is a predicted model, not a curated record. Lineage: Eukaryota; Fungi; Ascomycota; Sordariomycetes; Sordariales; Chaetomiaceae. Gene Ontology annotation, cellular component: anaphase-promoting complex. The transcript is spliced from 3 exons.